AUGAAUUGGGUUUACAAUAAUUUUAACACUGACCUCUCCUUCACUGAAACUUGUGAUUUGAUUUCUCUUAGUCAUCUUAUGGUUGAAAGCAAUAAUACGGCCCCUGCAGAGACAAUCUCACGUGUCAAAAGUAUUAAAAGUCCCUCUAGGUUUUACCCCAUUCACAGCAGGGGGAACAUCAUUGAAGGGUUCUAUAGAAGAAAAGAAAGGGAUCUAAGAGCCCUAUCUAUGACUACUAGGGACACACCACAAAAUUUGAGCAAAAUCGAAAAAAUAGCCCUUGAACAACUGACUAACAAUCAGGACAUUGUCGUGCGUAAUGCAGACAAGGGAGGCUCAGUGGUUGUCUUAAAUAAAAAUGACUACAUACAGGAGGCAUUAAGACAAUUGGAAGACCCCGAGUCAUACACUGUGCUCUCGAGUAAUCCCACGAGAAGGUUCCAAAGGGAACUAAAACACCUGGUGGAUGAUGGAAUGGAACAGGGAUUUUUAGACUCUGAUACAGCCACCUAUAUUUAUAUAGAGUGUCCUGUUACCCCAGUCUUCCAUCACCCACCGAAGGUGCAUAAGUCCCUUCAGAACGUGAAAGGUCACCCCAUAGUCAGUGGAAUAGGGUCUCUUUUUGAGCACCUUUCACAAUGGCUCGACAUGAUAUUGCAAACAUUUGUGGUGGCCCUACCGAGUUUCCUACGAGACACCAAACAUUUGGUGAACUUGGUAGAUAAUUUUGUCUGGAAUAAUGCUCUCCACAGCUGGGUGACUGUUGAUGUUAUGGCCCUCUACACGUCCAUUCCCCAUGAUAAAGUGGAAGAUGUACAAGAUGGAUUACUCUCCCCAUGUGAAAAGAAAUCCUGUGGUCAAGGCAUGCAAUGUGUCGUUAGUUUAGGAGCUGGUCUUCCUGGAUGUGUGUGCCUGGAAAAAUGCAAACCUAGAUAUAUGCCAGUGUGCGGUUCUGAUGGGAAAUUUUAUGAAAAUCACUGUGAGCUCCACCGUGCUUCCUGCAUUCACAGAAAAAAAAUAUACAUUGUUCACAGCAAAGACUGCUUCUUCAAAGGUGAUGCUUGCACUAUGGCUGACUAUAACAGACUCAAGAGCAUUCUCCUUGAUCUUCAAGCUAAUCGAAAGAAACUGCAACGUCGCCCUGCGGAAGACAAAAUAACUCAGAAACGGGCCCUAGUAGAAGAUAUGUUUAACUAUUUGGAUAUAAACAGCAAUGGUCAUCUAGACAGCUUUGAACUAGCUCAGCAUUUCACAAAGGAUGAGGAACUAGAAGACAAUUUCUUGGAUUGUACAGUGGCAGAUUUGUUGCGAUUUGAUGAUUACAACAAUGAUGGCUUCCUAACACUUCCUGAGUUCUACACUGCAUUCCAAGUCGUUGAGCUCACACUUGACCCAGACAAGAUAGUAAGCGUAACAACGGUAACUGUUGGCUUAAGUGCAGUAUUGACUUGUGCAAUAUAUGGAGCCUUACGACCUCCCAUCAUAUGGAAACGGAAUGGAGUCAUACUAAACUUUUUAGAUCUGGAAGAUAUAAAUGAUUUUGGAGAAGACAAUUCAUUAUAUAUAACCAAGGUAACAACAAUUCACAUGGGCAAUUACACAUGCUAUGCUUAUGGCUAUGAAGACCUGUACCAGACACACAUUCUUCAGGUGAAUGUGCCUCCAGUAAUAAGAGUAUAUCCUGAGACACAGGCUCAAGAACCAGGAGUUUCUGCAAGUCUAAAAUGUCAUGCUGAGGGUAUUCCUAAUCCAAAAAUCACAUGGCUUAAAAAUGGUCUUGAUAUAAUACCAAGGUUAUCCACACAAAUAGCAAUCAUAGCCAAUGGAAGUGAACUUCAUAUUUCUAGUGUUCGUUAUGAAGAUACCGGGGCCUACACAUGCAUUGCUAGGAAUGAAGUUGGUGUUGAUGAAGAUAUUUCCUCCUUAUUUAUUGAAGAUUCUGCAAAGAAAACAUUAGCAAAUAUACUGUGGCGAGAAGAAGGCCUGAGUGUGGGGAAUAUGUUUUAUGUUUUUUCUGAUGAUGGAAUCACAAUAAUUCAGCCAAGGGAAUGUGAGAUACGAAGACAAAUAAAGCCCAGUGAGAGGAUUCUUGCAAGUUAUGAAGAAAUGUGUUCAAGAGAUGAUGGUAAAUCAGAUAAAUCAUGCACAUGGUCUUCAGCGAUAAAUGUGAGGGAUAAGUAUAUCUAUGUGUCACAACCUAACCAAAACAGAGUUCUGAUCAUUGAUAUCCAAAUGCAGAAAGUCAAAAAGUCUAUAGAUGUUGAUCCCUUUCCAGUCAAAUUACUGUAUGAUAAAUCCCAUGACCAAAUUUGGAUUCUUAGCUGGGGAGAUAUAAAAAAGUCACACACCACAUUACAGGUUAUAUCUGAAGCAAGCUUAGGAGAAACAGCACGCAUUAUCCGUACAAGCUUUGAGGAUGUGGAUGAUUUUUUUAUUCCUCCAACUAAUCUUAUUAUUAACCAUAUUAGGUUUGGAUUCAUCUUUAAUAAAUCCGAGUCUGCAAUUCACAAAAUUGACCUUGAAACUGUGACGCACCUAAAGACCAUCACCUUCAAAAAUGACAGCUGCAUACCACAGAACAUGGCUUAUUCACACUUGGGUGGCUAUUAUUUUGUAGAGUGCAAACAGAACAAAUCCGUAAUAGUUUUACCUCAGGUUAUAAUUGAUAGUGUUACAGACUCAGUCAUUGGGCCUAAUGGUCAUGUAUCUGGGACACCAUACAUCUCUUCUGAUGGACAAUAUUUGAUCAGCACAGAUAAAACAAAUGGCCGGAUCAAAGUCCAGACAAUUACUUUUCAAGGUGAAAUUAAAUUGAUCUAUGACCUGCAAACAAACUUACACAUAUCUGAUGUGACUUUUCAAUCAUCCUUCACAGAGAGCAAUCAGUAUUAUAUCUAUGCUACAUCCAAUUUACAAACGGAUGUACUUUUUGUAGAAUUGUCAUCAGGACAAAUGGGUAAACUGAAUAAUCUUAAGGACCCUUUAACAAAAAAAGACUGGCCAUGGAAUAAGAAAAACAGAAUAAUUAAAAAUAGUGGAUUAUUUGGACAAUAUAUUUUAACACCAUCAAAGGAUUCCCUGUUUGUGAUCAAUGGGAGGCAAAGCAUACUACACUGUGAGGUCUCAGGAAUCAGAAGAGGAAACACAGUGGUUUGGGUAGGAGACGUAUGAAAAACAAGAUGCAAAGCCUCCAUAAAAUGACUAUUAAUCAUGUUGCCAAUGACAACAGCGACCUUGUAUAUUUUUUCACUGAUGCGAUUUCCUGUAAGAGCUUCAUGGUGCAACACUGGUCUA
Bombina bombina (fire-bellied toad) is the source of this 3294-nucleotide messenger RNA. RefSeq names its product follistatin-related protein 4-like. Gene Ontology annotation, molecular function: protein binding; calcium ion binding. The record is from RefSeq and is a predicted model, not a curated record. The transcript has 15 exons. The coding region runs from base 1 to 3171 and encodes 1056 amino acids. Lineage: Eukaryota; Metazoa; Chordata; Amphibia; Anura; Bombinatoridae. Gene Ontology annotation, biological process: cell differentiation; regulation of BMP signaling pathway; multicellular organism development.